This is a messenger RNA of Drosophila bipectinata, 919 nucleotides long. It is a transcript of the gene Uev1A, whose product is annotated as Ubiquitin-conjugating enzyme variant 1A. Gene Ontology annotation, biological process: DNA damage tolerance; protein K63-linked ubiquitination. The record is from RefSeq and is a predicted model, not a curated record. Gene Ontology annotation, cellular component: nucleus. NCBI's taxonomy places the organism in Eukaryota, Metazoa, Arthropoda, Insecta, Diptera, Drosophilidae.
UAUUACCGUAUUUUGUUUUAAGGAAAUAAAGACAGUCGUCGGACUAUUCGCAGAAACUGGCAACUCUAGCUAAAAACCACAAUGGCGAAUACAUCGAGUGCCGGCGUUGUGGUGCCACGAAAUUUCCGCUUACUGGAGGAGCUGGAUCAGGGCCAAAAGGGCGUGGGCGAUGGCACCAUAUCGUGGGGAUUGGAGAACGAUGAUGACAUGACGCUCACCUACUGGAUCGGCAUGAUCAUAGGUCCGCCAAGAACACCAUUCGAGAAUCGAAUGUAUUCGUUAAAGAUCGAAUGCGGUGAGCGUUAUCCAGACGAACCGCCAACGCUGAGGUUUUUAACUAAAGUAAAUAUUAAUUGCAUUAAUCAGAACAAUGGCGUGGUUGAUCAUAGAUCAGUGCCCAUGUUGGCCAGAUGGAGUCGCGAGUAUACUAUAAAAACGAUGCUGCAGGAAAUUCGGAGGAUUAUGACCAUGAAAGAGAACCUGAAGCUGGCACAACCACCAGAAGGAAGCUGUUUUUAGUCGACAACAACAACAACAACCAUUAGUAGCAACAACAACAACAGAGCUAGGAGCAGCGGCAAUUGCAACGAAACAAGAUAAACCAAAACAUCUGUCCAAGACCAAGAUUCAAGAUCGUGUGCUGCAGCUGCUCCUGCUUCUGCAAGGAUUCUGAUGAACGUAAUAGGAGAUUGAAGAUCGAGUGCGGUUAUUGUGGAAAGAACAACAACAACCAAAUGCAAGCUAUAUACUAUAAGUAACACUGGAACAGCCGCUAAAUGCGAAAUGCGUCCCUUCCGUCAUGAAAACUAUGUCAUCGCGUUUGGUUACUUUACUCUACUUCACCCAACAAUAACAAAAACAACAAAACAACCUUUCUUAAAUAAGAAAUAAAACAACAGCGAGAGAAAUGCCUACGAAA